CUUCUUCUUCAUUUUGAAGAAAAAAAAUGGAAACUCUUCCUCUUCUGCAAAAGUGCACAGUGGACACAUUUUCAGCCAUUGUAACCAGAACUCACACUUUUAUUCACUCAAUAGCAAUACUCUUCAUGCUCUACUACAGACUAAUAAUCAAUCUCAACGAAAUUCCAAUCUCAUUUUUACCUUACUGGUUCCUAAUCUUCGUUUCCGAGCUAAUUCUCUCCUUCCUUAGGACACUCGACUCAGCUCAUAUAUUCUCUCCAGUUACCCGCUACGUCUACCCGGAAAACUUGCCGCCGGACGAUGAACUACCGGCAAUCGACGUUUUUGUAUGUACGGCGGAUCCGAUAAAGGAACCGGCGUUGGGAGUUAUGAACACUGUUUUAUCAGCGAUGGCGAUUGAUUAUCCGCCGGAGAAGGUAACAGUGUACCUUUCCGACGAUGGGGGUUCGGUUACGACGCUAUGUGCGGUUCGUGAAGUGUGGAGAUUUGGAGAAGUGUGGAUUCCGUUUUGCAGGGAAUUUGGAGUGAAGAGGAUUUGCCCUGAAACUUUUUUUCAAGCAGCUGAUGAUGAGAUUAAUGGCGGCAAAGAUUAUUUGCUAGAAAGAGAGAACAUUCAGAAAGAGUACGAGGAGUUCAAGGAGCGGUUGAAGAAAGCUCAAGAAAAUGGAGGGACAAAGGAUACUGGAGUCCAGUUUGGCCCAAAUCGUGAUACUGUAAUUGAGAUAAUAGGCCAGAGAGGUUGUGGAGCCAAAAAUAAAGGCAAAGCUAAAUUACCAUCUCUUGUUUAUGUUUCAAGGGAGAAAAAUACUUCUCAUCCCCAUCAUUUCAAAGCUGGAGCCCUCAAUGUUCUUCUUAGAGUUUCUGGAAUCAUAAGCAACUCACCAUACAUAUUAAUGUUGGAUUGUGAUAUGCGCUCCAAUGAUCCAUCUUCAGCUAGACAAGCAAUGUGCUUUCACCUUGAUCCCAAAAUCUCUCCCUCACUUGCAUUUGUUCAGUUCCCUCAAAGAUUUCGCAACAUUAGCAAGAAUGAUAUUUAUGAUUCUGCCAUGAGAAAUUGUUUUGUGGUCAGGUGGCCAGGGAUGGACGGGCUUAUAGGACCUAUGCUAUCUGGUACAUGCUUCUAUAUGAAGAGGAAAGCUCUAUACGGGACUGCUAUACACAAAGACAUGGAUCUUAGUGAGCUGAAGAAGUAUUUUGGAUCCUCAAAUGAAUUCCUAAAUACUUUUAUUACAUGCAUUAAUGAUAAGCAAUAUGACACUGGCAUCAAGGAAUUUGCUGACAAUGAGUGGAUCCAAGAAGCAAGAUUUUUAGCCUCUUGCACCUAUGAGGAGGAGUCACAAUGGGGAGAAGAGAUAGGAUUCCUGUACCAUUCAGUGGUGGAAGACUACUUCACAGGUUUCAUUAUGCAUUGCAAAGGCUGGAAAUCUGUGCUUUGUAACCCUUCAAGGCCAGCAUUUUUAGGCAGUAGUACAACAAAUUUGAAUGACACGUUAGUUCAAGGAACAAGAUGGAAUUCUGGACUAGUUGAAGUUCUUUUCUCAAGAUUUUGUCCCCUCAUCUAUGGCUUGAAAUCAAGAAUGCCUUUUCUUGAAUGCAUGUGUUAUGCUUACCUUGCUUCUCAGCCUCUCUAUUGCUUCCCAGUUUGGUUUUUAGCCAUCGUUCCUCAGCUUUGUCUUCUAAAUGGCAUUCCCAUUUACCCUAAGGUCUCAAGUCCAUGGUUCUUUGUAUAUUCUUUUCUUUUCUUGUCAUCACUUUCAAAAUACUUGUGGGAUGUUGUGAACACUGGAGGGACAAUGAGAACAUGGUGGAAUGAAUGGAGGGUAUGGAUGAUAAAAUCAAUAACAGCUUAUUUCUAUGGAACUUUGGAUGCAAUCAUGAAGUUAUAUGGCUUUAGAAAAGCAAGUUUUUUGCCCACAAAUAAAGUUGUUGAUGAUGAACAACUGAAGAGAUACCAAAUGGGAAUAUACAAUUUUCAAGCAUCUAAAAUACUAAUUGUCCCUUUGGUUACAUUAGUCAUAUUGAAUAUGAUUUCCUUCACUUGGGGAGUUAUUGGAAAAGUGAUUCUAGAAGGGAGAUUGAGUGAUUUGUUUGGUCAAGUGUUCCUCUCAUUUUUCAUCUUGAUGGUGAAUUAUCCUAUAAUUGAAGGGAUGUUAUUGAGGAGAGACAAGGGAAGCAUUCCAAUCUUUGUGACUCUAUUGUCUAUUUUGCUUUCUUUUUGUCUUUUGUUCAUUGGUUCUAUUUUUGUAAGGUAAGAUGAUAUACUUAGCUUAAGAUAGACAAUAAGAAUUAUUGAUCUCUAUUUUCCACUUCUGAUGUUGUCUAGUUUCGCACUUGUGGGAUUUCAUUGGUGUUAGUUUAUCUCUUUCAAGUAGUAAUGCUUAUUUUC
Solanum pennellii is the source of this 2386-nucleotide messenger RNA. RefSeq names its product cellulose synthase-like protein G2. NCBI's taxonomy places the organism in Eukaryota, Viridiplantae, Streptophyta, Magnoliopsida, Solanales, Solanaceae. The transcript has 8 exons. Gene Ontology annotation, biological process: plant-type primary cell wall biogenesis; cellulose biosynthetic process. Bases 27 to 2252 code for a protein of 741 amino acids. Gene Ontology annotation, cellular component: trans-Golgi network; plasma membrane. The record is from RefSeq and is a predicted model, not a curated record. Gene Ontology annotation, molecular function: mannan synthase activity; cellulose synthase (UDP-forming) activity.